GGGCGGGGGAGCCCGAAGGGAGGAGAGGCGUGGGGAGCACUAGAGAGGCUCGGCGGGCCGACAGCGCAGGCGCCCCCGCUUGGUUCCCCCUCCCGACUCCCAGCUCCCCCCUCCCCCGCCCUUCCCAGGGUGAGGAGAGGGGAGGAGCCGGGAUCCGAGGCGGGCACUUCCGGUGCCCACGCGCCGCGCAGCUCCCGCGGCCGUCACUUUGUGUCUGAGCCCGGGCCCCCCCAGGAGCGCCGAGUCUGGGCUCCGGGCCCCGGGCCGUGCUUCCCCUUCCUCUCACCCCCCACCCCCACCCCCACCCCGUCCCCAGACCAGGCCUCCCCGACCCGGCCGGCCCCAGGCCCCAGGAGCUCGGGGCUUUCCAGUACCAGCCCUCUCGGAGCCCCGGCCCAGCUCUCCGGGCCCGGACCCAGGAAUCCUCGUCUCCCAGCCGGACUGGGCGGCCGCCGUCAAUCCCAGAGUCCGUCCGGCCGGCCUGAGGGAGGGCGCAGAGCCAGGCCCGGGACCCAGGGGAUCGGGGUCGCCCAGCCCCGAGCCCCGGGGAUAUUGGACCUUUUCCUUCUUUUAGACUACCUUAUCUGAACUCCUUUAGUUUCUGAUUUUGAGAUGAAUGUCUUGGUGUCCCAGUUAACUUUAUAACGUUGUACCUCCUCCCUGGAAGUGGUACGUCUGUAUUAAGGCCGAGGCAUCGGAGGAGAAACAGAAGAUGGCAGCUUUGCAUACAGCACCAGACUCCCCAACCUCCCAGCUGGAGAGAAUGGAAGUCAGGCCAGAGUGUGAAGCUGAUCAUGAGGAAAGGGAGGGCAGCUCAGAUCUGGUUGAGGACAGCCCAGAGGAGGGUGAGGGGAGUCCAGAGCCGAUGGAGGAGAGUCCAGAGGAAGGUGAGGGGAGCCCUGAGCCAAUUGAGGGCAGCCCAGAGGAGGAUGAGAGCAGCCCAGAGGACAACGAACACAACUCAGAGCUGAUUGAUGGAAGCCCAGAGGCAAUUGAUGACUUCCCAGAGCCAAUUGAAGGCAGCCCGGGGCCCAUCCUUGGAAGCCCAGAGCCCAUGAUGGGCAGCCCAGGGCCUAUUGAUGACAUCCCAGAGCCCAUUGAUAGCAUCUCAGAACCCAUCAUGGGCAGCCCAGAGCAGCCUAUCGAUAGCAUUCCAGAGCCUAUCAUGGGCAGCCCAGAACCUAUUGAUAGCAUUCCAGAGCCCAUCAUGGGUAGCCCAGAGGUAAUUGAGGGCAGUCCAGAACCCAACAUGGGCAGCCCAGAGGUGAUCGAGGGCAGUCCAGAGCCCAUUGAAGGUAGCCCAGAGCCCAUCAUGGGCAGCCCAGAGGUGAUCGAGGGCAGCCCAGAACCCAUCGAGAGUAGUCCAGAGGUGAUCCAGGGCAGCCCAGAGGUGAUCGAGGGCAGCCCAGAGCCAGAACCACAAGAACCAUUGAAUCAUGACUCUAAAAUGGAGUCCCCAGUUCUUCAGGAGAAGGCUGUGUCAGUUUCCUGGGUUCCAGCUAUUUUAAAGAAAGAGAUCAUUGCUGAUGAUGAGACAGCAACUGACUUCCUAACUACUGAGUCUCAGGGACUGGUGACAUUUGAAGAUGUAGCUGUAUAUUUCUCUUUGGAGGAGUGGGGAAGGCUAAAUGAAGCUCAAAAGGAUCUUUACAAGGAAGUCAUGCAGGAGAACUAUGGGAUUCUGGUGUCUUUGGGUUAUCCAAUUCCUAAACCUGAUGUAAUCUCUCGAAUGGAGCGUGGGGAAGAGUUGUGGGUCCCAGACAGUCCUGGUCCUGAAGAAGGAGAUAUUUUAACUGGUGUUUACACAGGUGGUUGGUUCUGGAAUGAGGAUGAGGAGGAUGAAGAUGAAGAUGAAGAAGAAGGUCCUUUGGAGAACCCUGAAGAAUCAGAACCACCGGGAGUAUGGUCAGCAGCCUAUGGUGUAGGAGACGUCCCUGGAACCUGGGGACCUGAUGAUUCCAUCCAGGUCCAGCCAUCCGACUUGUGGGGAGGAGACCCUGCAAAUUUGGGGAUGGUCCCUGAAGGACAAGAGAUGAAGCCCAUUCUUCAUAGUGGGGAAGGAGGUGCCCCACUCCUGCCUCCCUGGGCCUUCUCAGCAGUGGUGGAAGCAGCCGGGGGCAGGCCAGAGACAACAUGUGAUGUGUGUGGGAAGGUGUUUCCUCAUCGGUCAGGGCUGGCCAAACACCGUCGCUACCACGCAGCUGUGAAGCCUUUUGGUUGUGAAGAGUGUGGGAAGGGCUUUGUUUACCGUUCUCACCUGGCUAUUCACCAGCGUACACACACAGGAGAGAAGCCCUUCCCCUGCCCGGACUGUGGCAAGCGUUUUGUCUAUAAGUCCCACCUGGUAACCCACCGACGCAUCCACACAGGUGAGCGGCCCUAUCGCUGCUCCUUCUGUGGGGCUGGCUUUGGCCGCCGCUCCUACCUGGUGACACACCAGCGCACCCACACAGGUGAGCGGCCCUACCCUUGUCCCCAGUGUGGCCGCAGCUUCAGUCAGAGCUCGGCCCUCGCCCGUCACCAGGCUGUCCACACUGCAGAGAAACCUCACUGUUGCCCUGAUUGUGGACGGGCCUUUAGACUUCGAGCAGAUUUCCAGCGUCAUCGAAGGGGUGGGAAGUGCUCUGAUCUUAGAGAAGAGGCAAGAAGAGAAGAGAGUGAGGGACCUGAGUUGGGUGGGGAGAGUCUGGACCCUGUAAAUGAAAGCCCUGUUAUAGAUAGAAAUUACCCUGAAUUGGGGAAUGGCUUUGGGGAAGGGGAAGGUCCUUCUCACCCUCUUGACUUCCACUUCCCCCUGCCACCCAAAUCUUGGCUUCAUGGAGAGAAUCUCCCCAUGUUAGCUCUUCAGGAUUUUGGAGAAAGGGUGGCCCAUGAGUUGGUCGAUGCCCCACCUAUCCCUAGUCAUUUAGGGAGUCAGAUCUCUCUAAUUGAUGGGACAGCAAUGCCUUGCGACCCCUGUGCCCCUGGACUGCUAUCUUUCGGACCUUCAGUGGGGAGCCUUCUUUCCGAUCCCCAGCCUUCUUCCAUGUUGGAAGAAGAAACUCCAUGGAUAUGCUCUGACUGUGGAAAGACCUUUGGGCGUCGGGCGGCUCUGGCUAAGCACCAGCGCUACCAUGCUGGUGACCGGCCACACCGCUGUGCAGACUGUGGGAAGAGCUUUGUGUAUGGGUCUCACCUGGCUCGGCACCGGCGCACACACACAGGUGAACGUCCUUUCCCCUGUCCAGAGUGUGGGGCCCGUUUUGCCCGUGGCUCUCACUUGGCUGCCCAUGUGCGUGGCCACACUGGGGAGAAGCCCUUUGUGUGUGGGGUGUGUGGGGCUGGAUUUAGCCGGAGGGCUCACCUGACGGCCCACGGACGGGCACACACGGGAGAACGACCCUAUGCCUGUGGGGAGUGUGGGCGGCGUUUUGGGCAGAGCGCGGCCUUGACUCGGCACCAAUGGGCGCACGCGGAAGAGAAGCCACACCGGUGUCCCGACUGUGGCAAGGGCUUUGGCCAUAGUUCAGACUUUAAGAGGCAUCGAAGAACCCACACUGGGGAAAAGCCCUUCCGUUGUGCGGACUGUGGUCGGGGUUUUGCCCAGCGCUCCAAUCUGGCCAAGCACCGGCGGGGUCACACAGGUGAGCGGCCCUUCCCCUGCCCCGAGUGUGGGAAGAGGUUCUCACAGCGGUCGGUGCUGGUCACCCACCAGCGAACGCAUACGGGGGAGAGGCCAUAUGCGUGUGCAGCCUGUGGCCGCAGGUUUUCUCAGAGCUCCCAUCUCCUCACCCAUAUGAAGACUCAUCGUGGAACAACAACAACUGGGCCAGCGGCAAAAGCAGAAGGGGCAGGGCAGAACCAAGCCAGUAGGCCUUCAGGGGAAAAGGAGGACAAUAGUAACCCCAAGGUGGAAUUUGGGGGAAACUCUAGUAGCUUUGCAUCUGAGGAACCUACCAUGUUCCCUGGCCCCUCCUGCUCUUAUGAGGAGACCCUCAUGUGAGGUGGGUGAGGAGGGAGCUGGGAGGAGGCAUAUCCCAAGAGACCGUUUGUCUCUUCCCUUUAUAACUCCCCUUGCACAGGGAGCUGAGUAUAGGGAAUAACCCCUGUGAGGUCUCCUGGGGGUCACCUGACUUCAUGCUCCCUCCUCCUUCUCUCUCCAGACAGUGACCCAGGCAGGAGGGAGUUGGGCUUAAGUUGCUUUCUCUGAAGCCCCAGGCACUUCCCCAGCCCCUCACAGUUGCGAUUCUCUCUGGCUCCAGUUCUCUAGUAGGAAGCUGCCUUUCUGAAGGGGCCUAGCUGGUACCCAAGAGGUGGCCUUGGGGCAGAGCGGGUGAGAGCUGGAAUUUGGGAAAGAUUGAAGAGAGAGAAAAGAUGCAGAAGAGUGAAGGUUGGCAUCACAGCGUCCUGGAAUAUGAUUCCACUCGGGGUUUAAAUAGUAGAGCAAACCAAUAGUCAGGAAUGGUGAUGUUAUUUAUUUUACUCUGAUGCAGAAUUGGGUGGGGAAAACGCUUUCUUCUCUGAAAGCCUGGGUUUGAGCAAGAGAAAGGAGGUUCUUGCUUGGUAGCAUGGGACUAGAUAGGGGGAGCAGGGCCAUCUGUGAAUCAAAGCUCAAGCCUGGGUGACAGGUGCAGUGGGUGGAGCAGAGUGACUUUUAACUUGCAGGUAUGGAAUUCCCCCUUCCCUCCUUCUCACUUACCUAGCUUUGUAAAAAAUGUUUGGUUAAUGGGUGACUUCAAUCAAUUCAGUUCAUUUUAAUAUUGAUUAGGAAGUGGUGUAAGAACCUGGUAAUUUCUAUUGAUGUCAACUGGCAUUAGCCUGGCAACUUCAGUCACUAUUCUAGAGUUAAAACUAGAUGAUUUCUAAGGUCCCUUCCAUCUCUAAUAUUCUCUAUUCUAUGUUCUAAAGUCCUUUCCAGUUAUGGUAUUCUGUGUUUUAAGGUCCUGUUCACUUCUGACAUUCUAUUUUUAAUGUUUUAAGGUUCCUUCCAAAUUCAGUUUUCUGUGUUCUAAGGCCCCUUCCACUGCUAACAUCUUCUGUUCUAAGGUCUCUUCCAGUUCUGACAUUCUGUGUCCUAAGGAACCUCCUUAGCUCUGUCAUUUUUAUGUUCUGUAUUUUUGUGGAUCAGUGGAUAAGAAAACUUAGAGGAAUUCCAAAGAGAUUGGCUCUAUGUUCCUAGCCUAAGGGAAUUGAAAUGGAACUGAGAAAACUUUUUUGUGAUCAUGCUUUGAAGUUGAAUCAUAGUACCAACUGAUGGAAUCAGUAGUCAAGAAUGUUAAUCACUGUCUCCUCUGCUGGAAAUCCUAAGUAUUGUGGAGGGAGGAUGGAUCGGCUGGGAAAGGUUGGGUCGUUUGAGGCCUCCUGCUUCAAAAGUGAAUGUGUUUCUCUAGGCACCACGAUCCCCGGCUACAUUUCUUGGCUGCCUGAUGGCAGUCUUAGUCAGAUGGGCCAGUUUGCCUCGUCAUCACCCACAGGUAGCAUGUCUUUGACAAUAAUAGUCAAGAGGGUUCUCAUUCCAGUCAUCUCCCCAGAAGUCUCGGCUGUCUCUACCUCUGCUUGGGAGCCAGAGGCAAAAGACUUCAUUGCACAAAGGGGCCUGUGGAAAACCACACAUUUAUGUGAACCGUAAGGCUGCUUCUAGUGAGUUCUAUGAGCCGUGUGGAUUCCCUUUCUUGUGAGUUAGAGUGAAAUAGAUUACUGUUCAUUGUUUCCACAUAAACUCACCCGGAGGUGAAAGUCACUGGGAAAAGGUUCUGCUGCUUCCCAGUCUUCCCUGCAGCCAGGGACCCUCUGCACUAGUGUCUUCCCACAGACUGGUCAGACUGUCUCAGGAAGCCAGUGUGGUUCACUUAGCACCUUUCUUCUGAACUUUUAACACUUGAUAGACUUUCAGUAUAAUUAAGCACUGCUGGGAGUGAUGGACUGAAGGAGGUCAUAGAAUCUCUUUCUUAGAGGUCUUUAGGAAUAGGAUAGAGGCCGGGGAACGGGCUAGAUGACCUCUGGAGGCCUUUUCCAGUUCUUUUUCUAUAGUUAGUUCAUUACUAGGGGUGAGUCAUAUUUCUGUUUACAAGCAUUACUCCCAUAGAAGAGUAGCAUUCCUGUUUCGUGGAGCAGGGAAUGGAGACACUAAGAAGUUAAGUAAUUUGCACAAGAAUGAUGGUGAAUUAAUGACCAAGUUAGGAUUCAGAACAACCAAUAUUUGUUGAAUGCCUAUUAUGUGCAAAGUACUCGAGUUUAAACUGCACAAUUAGUUUAAAGAGCAGCGAAGGGCAUCUUGGGAAAUAACCAGCAAACCAUUUUGUUUCUUUGCCAGUCUGAACGGUACCAAAAAUUGCCAUUUUGAAUCCAGUUUCAUUCAUUACAACUACAAUUCACUUGCUAUAAUGUAGGCAUGGCAUUGAGGGCCAGGAGGGAGAGAGGCAGGGCUGCUGAGGGUCUUUGUGGGAAUUGGGGUUGGGAAGCACAAGUAGUUGGUGGGAUUGGGAGGUGGGCCUUAGAAAGGGGGGAGGGGGGUUGGGAAAUUCUACUUAGAAGGGAAGGGUUAAAAAUCGAUAUGGGGAUGGGGGUGAAUAGGAGGGGAGGGGGACAAAGGGGGUAUGUGGUGAUGCAGAGGGGAUUAGCAAUGUUUGGGGAAAUUACCGUAUUGAUCACUUAUGCAGCAUUAUCUUGGCUCUUGGCUCAGUCAUACCUGGGCAAGAAAGAUAUGGUGCCUGAGCUAUGGGCAGUGUCCUACAUAGCAAUUUCUGCCCUUACCCUAGGAGGAAUAGAAGCCCCAGAAAUGGGGUGUCAGGGAGGGAAGUGGGUUUGUGUGCUGCGUUCCUGGAGAGCAAAGGAGCUGCGGAAACCACAGACGUUUUUGGUAGCAGUGCCGGGAUCCAGAUGCCAUCCCUUUCCACAUCUGGCAUGUCUCUUCACGUGCAUGUCUUGUGUUCCCUUUGGCCCCUCUUCUUGCCUCCCCUCUCCCCUAAAUGCAUCCAUCCCAUACUCACCCUUGUCAGCUGGAGAACCUAGCUUUAAUAAAAGAAUGGAGAAAUCGAGCUUGACUUGACUCCCUUGCUGUCGACAACUUGGGUCCUUCAUCAAAGGAAUUUUCCAUGAUGAAUGAGAGGCCUAGUUCUUUUUAUUUUAUUUGGUUUUAUAAGUUUUCCAGGUGAAGUGGCAAUGUUUUACAUUUUGAGGGGGGUUUUCUUACUGUAUACUGCAUUAACAUAUUCUCUACUUUAAAGGAGUCAUUUGGUAAGAAAGAUGAAGUCUGCAGGGUCUCCUGCGAUUGAUCCCAGUGCUUGCUUUUCAUUUGAUGGCUCAGUUAGUUUUCACUCAGAUUUACACGUUAGGCUUACUAAUACUAGGUUACAGGGUUUGGACUAAUGUGGAGGGUGGGAUGUUAGCUUUUGGCACAUAAAACCAUAAAAUCAUGACUCUUAAAGUCAUUGACAAUAGUCAAUUUUUGACUUAACAGUAUAGUUGUUAAAUGAAAGAUCCUAUCUAUUCCUCUUGUUGCCAUUCAGUGAGAUGCACAAUUUGUUCCCUAGCAAGAUAAUAAUAUUGGACAAAAGCUGUGUCUCACCAAUUUUCUGGCUAUCUCUAGUAAGUACCAUAUGGAAAUGAUAUUACUCUGUUCAGAGUGCUGCGGUCUUGAGCAGAAUUCACCAGUGGGACCCCAUUAUUUCUGUCUCUUUGAGACUUUGAAGGUUUGAUAAGAACAAAUCCAUUUGUUCUUAAAAGGUUUCCAGUAAUUUUUUGGUUCCUGUUUUUUCCCACUAGGACCCAAAGAUUUUUUUUUUAAAAGUACCCUCAAUUUUAUUAAAGGUAGAUAGAAGGCUGAAAAUAAUGAACUGAAUGUUAGCUUUAGAUGUGACCUUUUGCCAUUAUGAAAUGAAGCAGCCCUACUCUAAAGAUAAAGCAGUUAGAUGGUUUUUGAAUCUAAAAGUACACUCCUAGGAAUAACUUCUAAAUGAGUUAAUAAUUUAGAGUUUCUAAAGUAAAUUUCUAAAACCUAAAUCACUGCUUCACACAGUACAGAACUUCUAUAGGAAAAAUAAACUUUUAUUUCAGAAAUAUACUUUGAAGAUUGAACAUUAAAAGCAAAGCAAACUGCUUCCCAGUGAAGAAAGGACUUCUGAAGAGCUAUUCAGAACAUCCAGGUAAUAAUUUGCUCUGGUAUGACAGUCUAAGUAAAGAAUAGGGUGUGACAGAGAAAUAAGCUCACUAAUCACACUAAACAUCUUGAACUUCCCUCUUGUAUCUCCCUCUCCUUGUCUCAGUCCUCUCCUUUUCUCUCCCAGAAUCCACUCAUCUCUUUUUCUUCCUGUAAUUUUUUUUCUGUCAGUUAUUCAUGUUUUUACUGUUCUCUUACUUCCUCCCCCUUUUUUGUGUCUCCCUUAAUUAUAAAAACUCAUAUUUUAAUAACACUUUGUACUUUUCCCUCAACACAGGUGGGUGUAGUGCAUUUAUAUUCCUAUUUUAUAGAUGCAGAAUCAGACUGGGAUGUGGAAUGACGUGCCCAAAGUCACACAGCUAGUAAGUGUGACUCCCAGGAUUCAAACCUGGAAAUACUUUUUGGUGGUUCUUUCUUAUUAUUAUUAUAAAUUGGAUGUUUCCAAUUCUUAAUUUAAAAAUGAAAGCAAGUUAUUGCUGUCACCUGUCUUGGGGUGACAAAACUUAAAAUAAAUUGCUCUUUGUAGCCCUUAUUGAUUUUUGUGGAUAGAAAUUGUUGGUUAAAAAAAUAUUCCCAUUUCUGGUUCACUGUUAAUUUUAUUGUUUAAAAUUUUAAAAAAUGUUCCCAUGCACAUAAAAUUCACUCCAUCUGUGCCAUUUUCCACUGACAGAACUCCAGUUUAGCAUGGAGACCAUAUGGGAGACUACAUUCCUUGGCUUGAAUGAUUCUGGUACUUGUUGAUUUUGGGGAAGGAGUAGAUAUUAAGAGGCACCGGUGGUGAGUGGGACACUCCCAUUAGGGCUCCCAGCUGCUUUUGCUCAGGUACUCAGAUUGCCUUAUGGUACUCGGUGGGAACUACCUUUCUUUUGACUCCUCAUAUCCCCUGACUCCUCAUGUGAACUUCCCAGUUCCCUCAAACAUCUCUCUUUUGCUAUCUUCUAACUUCCCCUUGUCUCUCUUUUCCUUUUUCUUGUCUUGGGUUGACUCCUUUCCUGGCUUUUUCUAACCACCUAGGUUGUGCUUUCUGGUUACCUGUUGCAACAUUCCCCAGCUCUGAGUGUAUUGGGAGACUUAUUGAGUCCUCUGGGGAGCUGCACAAGUGAUAAAAUCCAGUCCACUGUGGAAUCUCAGGGACUAUGUACAUCUGGCAAAUUUUGUAGCUUGUGGUAUGGAAGUUUUUCUUUCAGCCUACACAGAAGAGGGAUGAGAGAUGACAUGGUGUAAAUGUGUGCUAAGGAGAACCAACCUUAAAUUGGUGUAAGCUGUAAAUGCAAACACCUGUUAGUUCCUUCCUAAUGUAAAACCUCAUUUCCACAUAACUACACAGAAAGCAGUGUACAGGUAGGUAUUCUUUUAUUUACAUGUGUUCCUGCACAAUUCAAUUCUAAUAAAUGUUAUUUACUUGUCUAUUAUGUGUAAGGCAUUGUGUUCUAGGUUCUGAAUGUAUAAAGAUGAGUACCACCAAGGCUUUGCCCUUAAGGAAUUUGUUAUCUCCUGGGGAUAGAGAUAGAACUUCAGCACAAGUAACUGAUGCAAGGGAGAAUGUAAUAAAUAUAGAGGAGCAGUCCAAACUGAUAAAAGGACCCUGAAGGAGUCCUUUUGGCAGGCUCUGGGAACAUCCCUUGUAGGGCCCAAAAAUGGAUUUCCACAUCAGAUGGACUUUGGUUACACAAUAAGGAAUGUUUCCCCUUUAUCUCUUAUCUCCUCAGAUAACCUGCCUUCUACUCCUCCCUCCCCACCCCCCAAGAAGAGUUUAAACUUUUGGCCCCGAAGUCUACCCCCUUCACUCCACCCAUCCACGUACACUUUCCAUUUUCUUAAUAUUCUAUUUGUAGCUUUACAAUGCAGUUUUCCUGCCCCACCCCUUGGAAUCCCUUCUUUUCUUCAAAGAUUAGCAGAAAAAGCACUUUCAACGUGAUGCUACUUCCCCUCUCCUGCUCCUGGCUAAUUUCUCCCAGUAAAUUUCUACAUAAGUUACUUUGUAUUUUUGGAUGUGUAUAUGUUCUUUCCUUAUAUGGAAUGUUGGUUCCCUAAGGGUAGGGACUUACACUUUUUAUCCCCAGGACCUAUCAAUCAGUGCCUGACACAUGUUAAAUACCAUUUUCAUAGCUGGUUUCUAUUUCAACCUCUUCACUUUAGGCAUGAGGAAACGGAAUCAGUGGUUAAGCAGCUUAUCUAAGGUAAAAUGAAAGAGCCAUAAUUCAGAUUCAGUAUUCUUUUCAUUAUACCACUACCCAUCUGUCUAUUUGGGAUUUAUAUAUCUCUUGUUUUCAAAAAUGACAUGAGGCAACUUAUAAUGUGGUCACAGAGGAAACUCAUCAACUUAGAUUUUUUUUUUUUUUAAAGGUAAUAUACAUAAGAUGGAAGCAAAGGCACGUAAUAGACUGAAUACAAAAGCAUGAUAUGGUCUUGUAAAAAAAAUUAGUGCCAAGGUGUUAAAGCCCAGUAUGAUAAGGUUGUUGGGGUAAGCUUGUAACAACAAAAAGGGUUUUUCCCCCCAUCAGUCUUAAAGCUAUAUGGGGGAAGGAAGAUAAAAAUGGGUAGGCCCAUUGGACAGGGUGGAUAGAAUGAUGAUAACCUGACAGGAGGGAGAAAGGGUGAACUUGUUUAACUCUUAUUUUGCUUUUUUUUUUUUUUUUUUUUUUAAUUGGCUUAAUGAGAAUGUUUGAACUGAAAAUGAGAGGAAAAUAUCUCUAAAAGGUAAUUGACCUCUAAGAAAAGUAAGGAAAAUUAAGAGAAAACAAGAUUGCCUUUGAUAAGUUCAGAUCACCUGGCCUAAAUGAGCAACCGCUUAAGGAAGGACUGGAUAAUAUUUGACCUGAAUGACUGAGAGUAAAUUUUGAAAGACUAGAGAAUCGAAGCAGUACUGCAGAAGCAAAGAAGGCUAAAUGUCCUCAUUUCCCUGCCUUUCCCUUCCAGGAAGAAAAUGGAGUAGGAAAACCUGAGGGGCAGUGACUUAGAUUUGGAUUCCUAGGAAAAUUCUAGAAAGUUUAAAGAGGUUGGGAAUCCUUCAUGUAAGGACUGAUCUGGUUUUGUUUGCUGAGGGACUUGCUCCCCAUGCAGGCAGGACAGGGAAACACAGGUAGAUUAUUACCAAUGCUUACAUGAUGCCUGCCUCCUACUGCCAUGAUACAUAUGGAGUUGGCUAAAAAUUUAAAAUCCAAAACAAUUUUUCAUACAUUAUUUCAUAAAUUUAUCACAAUUGGCUUGUAUUCUCAUUUCCUAUUAGGAUUUUUAUCACCUUCCAAAAUUUGUAAACUAAAUAAAAGUACAAUUGCAUUAUUGGAGUAGAAUAUGUUUAUAGUCUGAAAUUCAGAUUAAGAAGGAGUUUAGGAUUGAAAAAGAUAAAAGUAUUAAACUCUUGGCAGCACUCAUUCUGAUGAAGACCUGAUAAACUCCAUUUUCCUUGAUUCUGGGCUUCAAAUGACUAUUCUCAGUGUACUCCAGUCAAAAUUUAGGGAUGUUUAUUCCCUGAGCUCCACUUUCACCUGAGGAAAGUGGAGGAAAAGUCUAACCCAGGAUCAAUUGUAAGUAGAGAUUACAUAGUGCAGUGAUUACACUGAGGUGCAGAGGCUGUCUCAGUUCCAGCUGUCUCCCUCAUCUCUUGCUCCAUCCCUUCCCCAUGAAUCUCCACUCAAUUCUCUAAUGUGUGUCUUCUCAUGUUGGGCUCCUAAAAGUUUCAGUGGCGUCUCUGCUGUCCUCACAGUCCUGACUUCCAAUACCUGAUGCCUAGGAGAGAGAGAGAGACAGACAGACAGAUACAGACACACACACAUACAGAGGGAGGGAGAGAUGGAGAACCCCAUGCUUCUGUAUCAAAGGCAAAUGGACUUCAAUCUGAAAUUUCCCAGAGGCUAAAGCCUCAGUGUGCCUUUGCAGUGAGAGUUGUGCCAAAAAAUCUCUCAAGGUCUUAGUGUUUUAAUGACCUAUUCAGCACAACCAUUUGUGACCUUUUGUGAUAGUCUCAAUACACCCUGAGUUUGAGUGUAAUUUUCUUUGGCUCCCAUGCAUUUUUAUGUCCCCUUAAUGGUUUCAUCUGAGUGUAGCUACAGGGACAUUCAAAGAAAAAAAAAAAGGCUGAUUAAACAUCUGCUUUAUUAAG
This is a messenger RNA of Sarcophilus harrisii (Tasmanian devil), 12239 nucleotides long. It is a transcript of the gene ZNF316, whose product is annotated as zinc finger protein 316. NCBI's taxonomy places the organism in Eukaryota, Metazoa, Chordata, Mammalia, Dasyuromorphia, Dasyuridae. The record is from RefSeq and is a predicted model, not a curated record. Gene Ontology annotation, cellular component: nucleus. Gene Ontology annotation, molecular function: DNA-binding transcription factor activity, RNA polymerase II-specific; sequence-specific DNA binding. Gene Ontology annotation, biological process: regulation of transcription by RNA polymerase II. Bases 713 to 3982 code for a protein of 1089 amino acids. The transcript has 7 exons.